Molecule: messenger RNA, 509 nt
Organism: Prorocentrum cordatum
Lineage: Eukaryota; Dinophyceae; Prorocentrales; Prorocentraceae
Source: the annotation of a GenBank genome assembly
AUGUUGGUUGGGGUGGGACCGCAGCCGUGGUGCUGCGACGGCACUCCUUCCACUCUCUCGCAGGACUCCGCCUCUGUCUGUUUCCAGGCUGCGUCGACUUCUCUUGCUUCCUUCUGGACCCUGCAGCUCGCAGGAGAGUUUGGUCUGGGUGGGACCGCAGCCACGGUGUUGCGACGGCACUCCUUCCACUUUCUCGCAGGAUUCCGCCUCCGCCUCGUGGCAGGCUGUGUCGACUUCUCCUCUCGCUCCCUCCUCGACCCCUGCAGCGCGCGAGAGAGCCCGGUCGGGGUGGGACCGCAGCCGUGGUGCUGCGACGGCACUCCUUCCACUUUCUCGCAAGACUCCGCCUCCGCCCGUCUCCAGGCUGCAUCGAUUCCCCCUUCUGCGCCCUCCUCGACCCCUGCUGCGCGCAAGGGCUCCGCUUCGCCUGGCGGGUGCCUCGCUCUCCGGUCCUCCUUGGCCGCGCGCGCCGCUGCGGUGACGGGCCUGCCUCACCGCAACUGCGUUAG